AUGGCUAACCUCACCAAUUUUUCUACUCGCAAACAGGAAUAUGAUAUAUUCUUGAGUUUUAGAGGUGAAGAUACCCGUAAUAAAUUUGUAAGCCAUUUAUAUGAAGCUUUGUGUAACGCAGGCUUUUACACCUUCAUUGAUAAUAACCUUCAAAGAGGAGAAAUAGUUUCAGAACAACUUUUCAAAACAAUUGAAAUGUCCAAGAUUUCAAUUGUUGUACUUUCUGAAAACUAUGCAUCUUCUACUUGGUGUUUGGAUGAACUUGACUAUAUUCUCAAAUGUAAGAAAGAUGGCCAGUUCGUGUUGCCGGUUUUUUACGAAGUGGAACCGUCGGAAGUACGUAAACAAGAGCAAAAGUUUGGAGACAACUUAAGUAAACAUGAAGAAAAAUUCAAGGAUAAGGUGCAAAAUUGGAAAGCAGCUCUAAAUGAAGUUGGUCAUUUGUCUGGAUGCCAUUACAAAGGCGGUUCGGAAACUAAAUUUAUCCAAGAAAUUAUUGAAGAGAUUUCAACAUUCAAAAUAAUGGGAAAACUCUUAUAUGUUGCCAAAUACUCUGUUGGAGUAAAUUCUCGUGCCAAGGAUGUAGAAUCUCUUAUAGAUAUUAAGUCGAAUGAUGUACGUAUGGUAGGAAUUCAUGGUCUUGGGGGAAUAGGUAAGACUACAAUCGCAAAAGCUGUUUAUAACAACAUUGUUGAUAAUUUUGAAAGAAGCUGCUUUUUAGAAAAUGUUAGAGAAAAUUCAAGGACAGAUGAUGGCACAAUUAAGCUACAAGAGAAAAUUCUUUCUAAAAUCUUACCAAACCAACAUUUGAAGGUGAACAAUGUAUCCGAAGGAAUUAAUGUGAUAAAGGAAAGGCUUCGUAGUAAAAGGGUUCUUUUGGUUCUUGAUGAUGUGAAUGAAUCAAAACAAAUAGAAAAUUUUCUUGGAAAACAUGAUUGGUUGGUAUCAGGAAGUAGAGUCAUUAUAACAACAAGAGAUAAACACUUGCUAACUACUCCUGGAAAAGUUUGUACAACUAAAAAUUAUGAGGUCAAGGAAUUAGACAAUCAUGAAGCUCUUGAACUCUUUAGUCAAUAUGCUUUCCAAAAAGUCGAGCCCGAUGAAGAAUAUUCUGAACUUACAAAUCAAGUCUUGUAUUAUGCCAAAGGUCUUCCAUUAGCUCUAGAAAUAAUAGGUUCUAAUUUGUGUGGGGAAACAAAACCUAUAUGGGAAAGUACACUACGUAAAUAUGAAAAAUAUCCCGAUGAAAGAAUUAAUAAAAUACUUGAGGUAAGUUAUGAUGGAUUGGAAGAAAACGAAAAGAAUAUAUUUCUUGAUAUUUCAUGUUUCUUCAAGGGAAGGUCUAAAGAUUUUGUCGAAAAUAUACUAGACAAGUGCAAUUUAUAUCCAAAGUCUGGUAUUCCAAUACUUGUUCAUAAAUCCCUCAUAACUAUUGAUCGAUAUGGCAAAUUGUCGUUGCAUGACUUGAUACAACAAAUGGGUAUGAAAAUUGUUCAGCAGGAAUCGUCAAAUAAUCCCAGAAAACGUAGCAGGUUAUGCAAUUAUGAGGAUGCUAUUCAAGUACUACUUGGAAAUAAGGGCUCUGAUUAUAUUCGUGGUAUAAUGCUGUAUUCACCUACUCCAGUGAAAGUGCGAUUACACCCUGAAGCUUUCAAAAUGAUGGAAAAUCUCAUAUUUCUUAUGGUUGAUAAUGUUGAAAUUUCUGAAGCACUUACAUAUCUCCCUAGUGGACUAAGGCUUCUUGAAUGGCCAAAAUAUCCUUUUGACUUUCCAUCCAACUAUUGCCCUCAACAACUUGUUGCACUCGAGAUGCGGGGAAGUUGCAUUAGAUUGAAGAAGAUAUUUAAGGAGGAGUAUUUGUAUGAAAAUAUAAAAAGUAUUAAUUUGAGGGGGUGUGAAUUCAUUAGAAAACUUCCUGGUUUUCGCGCGCCAAACUUAGAGACAUUGAAAUUGGGUGGUUGUGUAAAUUUAACUGAGGUCCAUGACAACAUUGGAUUACUUGAUAAGCUUAAAGGUUGGGAACUUGAUGGUUGCAAAAAGCUCAAAAUUCUUCCCAGCAAGCUCAAUUUGAAAUCUCUUAAGUAUUUAACUCUAGAUGGCUGCAAAAGGCUUAAAAAGUUCCCCCAGAUUCAUCCAGAAAUGAAAUGUUUGAAGAACUUAACAUUAAGUUUGAGUCGUACUCGUAUUAGCAAAUUGCCCUCAUCACUAAAGUAUCUCACCAGUGGGCUUUCGGAUUUAUCCCUACGUGGGGUUCAAAAUCUAGAUCUCAGCUUUGCGCAAUAUGGGUUUAAGAGCUUGACAGAUCUAGAUCUCGGCAGUUUUGAUGGAAAUAUGGUUGAUUUAUAUAUUUGGUUGAGGCCCGAUUACUUCCCGGUAUUGGAUACUCUAGAGCUACGUAAUGAAACCAGUAGGCCCAAUACUUUUCAUCUACCUGUACUUCAAAACCUAGAUCUCAGCUUUUUGCAAUAUGGGUUUAAGAGUUUGACAGAUCUAGAUCUAAGCUAUUUUGAUAGAAAUACGGUUGAUUUAAAUAUUUGGUUGAAGCCCAAUCACUUCCCGGUAUUGGAAGAUCUAAAUCUAAGUUACUCCAAUGUGGUGACCGUAACUGAAAGCAUUACCAAAUUUACUAGAUUACAAUUUCUUGAUCUAACUAAUUGCAAGCAGCUUCAGGAAAUUCCAAGGCUUCCACAAUCUAUAGUAAAACUGGAAGCACGGGGGUGCCGUUCGUUGGAUCUACAAUCAUCACGGAGAUUAUUAGAUCAGUGUGGGGAAUUUCUAGGGAUUAUACCAAGAAGCAAUGUAUUCUUUGACCAUGAUUGUGGAAUUCUAAUACCAGGAGAUAAGAUUCCAAUGUGGUUCAAAUCGAACCAUCAUCAGAGUGUUGGAAAUUCCAUAUCAUUCUUGGUUGGACCUGAAAUUCCAAAAUUUGGUGUCUUUAUUGCUCUUCAAGGGAUGAAUUCAUAUGGAUCAGUAACGUGUCAGUUGAAGGUUCUCAUCAAUGGUGAGGCAGAAGACGACAGUGACUUAGACGACGCAAGUACCUUUUAUUCACCCAUGGAAGAUACGUGUGAUCAUCUGUGGUUUAUUUGUGUAUCUCGUGGGUUAUAUUAUGAAUCACAUCCAUCUGGAGUGAAUCACAUUGAAGUUGUACGUGAAGUUGUUCAGUGUCAUCCAUCAGAUGAUAACACUGACUGCAUAAAAUGGAUGGGGGUCCAUGUAGAAUGCAUUUGUUGUCGCCCAUUAGAAAUCAGAGACGGGUCUCUCCUCCAAUGGAUCUAACAUAUUUGGGAUUUACAGAUGGAUUUGAUUUGGGUUCAUCUUCAGUGACCCAGAUUUUGGAUAGCACUUGUGAGUCUUCCUCAGUUCUGGAUGACACUGAACAACUACCUUUGCCACCGGUUUCCUCCACUUCUUAUUGUUCAGAUUUAGAUCAUGGGGUUUCCAACAGUGGAGGACAUUCCAGGCGUGCCAGAAUCCGACUGCGACGGCAAAUAAGAAUUCGACUCCAACCCCUUCCAUGUGGCAAGACUGGGCUAAAGAUAAAGCUUCUCUUAACACUUGCUAUUUUCGUCAUCCUUUUUCAAUCUCUUCUUCUUCUUCUUCUUCUUCAUUUUGCAAACAUCACAUAAUUAUGAUUUAAGAGAAGAGAAUAUCCUUGAAGACACACUGCCACCUUUCUCUACUAAGGUUUGCCUCCUUCAGUUACAUAUAUAGUUACCUGGACUUGCUGCUGUUGUGGUAAUUGGAGGCCCCAAGAUCCUUUUCCACCUUGUAAUGUUUUUUGCUUAGCUUAGCAUCAAUCAAGUGCCAAGUAAGGUUACCUUCAAUGUUUUGGAAUAGCUCAAUACCUCUGUUGUUGAUAGAGCUACCUUGCGAGUAGGAAUCAUUAAGUGGUAUAUAGCAUGCAUUAAGUGGUUAUGUAUGAAGGGUAAAAUUUUUUUACAGGUCAUAUGCAAACUUGCUUGGUCUAUAAUGGUUUCUUAUGUUUGGCUUCAAAGAAAUGCUCCUGUAUUCAAUGGCAAUGUCAAAUCUAAGUUUGUCUUGUUCAAGGGAGUUCAAAACCGCUGAGGCAUCACUGUACAAAAGCUGUUUUGCAGAUCCCCUGCUUUAGUGAUGUUCUGGUGAAUAUUCAGGAAUGGGAGAAUCAGCACAAACACCUGAUAGCUACAAAACCCAUACCUCUUUACCCUUUUUGGUGCUCAAAUCAACUUCAACACUUAAGAAGGAGACAUGUUGGAUUGUAAGGUGAAAAAUUGUGGAGCAACUAUUACAAAGGACUAUAGGCUAUAGCUAUGUUAAGGUCAUCAAGAUGUUACACUUCUACAGCUAAAAAGCUUUUUGCCACAACAGAAAAUUUCUUGGCAGUAUGGCAUGUGAACAGAUGUUGAAGGUACCAAGAGAGAAAGUGCAAUUAAAGGAACCAAUUUUAGUAGUUUGAAGAGUUACUUUGCUGAUUUGUAGAUGGAAGGUGGUGUAGGUCUUUUAGCAGUUCAAAGAAUUUCUUUGUUGAUUAGUUUCAACAUAAUUCUAAUACAAAACUUUUCACUUCAGAUUUCUUUGGUAAUCCUAUCCAUGACCUUCAUUUGACAUCUUGAUGACAGAGUAUUGUUUACCAUGCCAUUUACAUGGUGGUCUUGGUUGAUCUUUUUUGGGAGGAUUAUGAUGUAUUUAUUUUUGAUGGAUCACUUUUCUUUUGGUGUGUCCAUGGGUGGAAGAUUAUAAAGUAUUUAAGUUUUCUUUGUAAUGUGUUCUGUCUCUCUUUUUGUAUUUAAUAUCUUUUCCCUAGGAGGACCUGGCAAGGAUCAUACGGCAUUUAAUUUUGGUGUAUCAUGUUUUUAUUUUUAAUUUCUUUUCUUCUGUUUUUGGACUUCUCCCUCCCAUUUGUAUAUGAAAUGACGUAAGUUGAAGGCUGUUGGAGAAAGUUUAAUGAGAUAAUACCUGAUUAUGGCAAAA
Molecule: messenger RNA, 4953 nt
Organism: Quercus robur (English oak)
Lineage: Eukaryota; Viridiplantae; Streptophyta; Magnoliopsida; Fagales; Fagaceae
Product: disease resistance protein RUN1-like
Exons: 12
Coding region: 1-3279 (1092 amino acids)
Biological process (GO): signal transduction; defense response
Molecular function (GO): ADP binding
Source: RefSeq, a predicted model, not a curated record